GUUCUGCCUUGCCGUGCAGCGCAGCUUCACCAUAUAUCUGCUUCGCAUUCAUCCUCCUGCCAUACCCCAAGCACACGCCGUUCCAGUAUCUACUGUGCACAAAUCUCAAGCUCACACAUCUCUUCUCUACAUUUUUGAAUCAUGAUUGGUCCAGGCACCGGCAUGCUUGGAGAGGAUGGAAUCCACGUCGACAUGAACCAUCUCAAGUCCGGGGAAGUCAACCUGGGUACAUCAAUUAUGGCCAUCAAUUUCAAAGACGGGGUCAUUCUGGGAGCAGACAGUCGGACAACGACAGGAGCAUACAUUGCCAACCGAGUGACGGACAAGCUCACCCAAGUACACGACACCAUCUGGUGCUGCCGGUCAGGGUCUGCAGCCGACACUCAGGCCGUGGCCGACAUCGUUCAAUACCAUCUCGGGGUCUAUGGAAUCAUGAACAACGAGUCUCCCACCACCCAGACCGCUGCUGCACUGUUUCAAGAAUUGUGCUACGACAACAAGGACCAACUGAGCGCUGGCAUCAUUAUUGCAGGCUACGAUAAGCGGAACGGUGGACAAGUCUACUCGAUACCUCUAGGAGGAUCAUUGCAUAAAGGACCAUAUGCUAUCGCAGGUUCAGGGUCGACCUACAUCUACGGAUACUGUGAUGCACAUUGGAAAGAAGGAAUGACAGAAGAAGAAGGAAUACAAUUUGUCAAGGGAGCUUUAAGAGAAGCGAUCAAAUGGGACGGCAGCUCGGGCGGUGUCAUUCGAAUGGUAGUGUUGACGGCGAAGGGCGCUCAGCGGCAUCUGUAUCUCCCAGACCAGGACUAUCGAGGACCAGGAAGAGACUGAGCCGAGUAAAAAGGGGUUGGGGCGGCGCACAAGGAUCCUUUUUAGGGGGUGCAUAUGCAUGUUCUGAGCAAAACGGCAUUAGCAAAUUCGACAGACAGACGAGUGCCAGGGCUUAAGAUGAUGAUUCGUCUUUGGCAUCAUUUCUAGUACUUGGGCACGAUCAUGACUGGGCGCCACCAUUGGGUGAUCAUCCGUGCCAGAGUUCACGAUAUGUGUCUGCGUCCCUCUGGGUGGCGGUGGCCGUUGAUUGCUGUUCAGCCGCCUUUCUUCUGUGUAUGCAGUAUGAUGCAAGCGUGCUUAGCACUUGUUUUGCCCCGUGGUGGUGGACGGCAGGGCGGCGAUGGCAAAGUGGUCGCAAUGCUCCGCCCGUCUUCGGGUCUUUACGUGCAGGCCACCAGCUUCGACCACUGGGAAACUGCGCCUCGCGGCUUCAACCCAACCAAACCUAAAC
Messenger RNA from Cladophialophora immunda, 1285 nucleotides. RefSeq names its product proteasome subunit beta type-1. Gene Ontology annotation, molecular function: threonine-type endopeptidase activity. The transcript has 2 exons. The record is from RefSeq and is a predicted model, not a curated record. Gene Ontology annotation, cellular component: proteasome core complex. Bases 142 to 834 code for a protein of 230 amino acids. NCBI's taxonomy places the organism in Eukaryota, Fungi, Ascomycota, Eurotiomycetes, Chaetothyriales, Herpotrichiellaceae.